AUGCAUUUGACUUACCACAUUCGUAAGCCAAGAGAUGUCAUUGGCAACAAAAGCAAAGAGUCUACAGACACACUGCACAUGGUUGGGGUUGAGAGACACGGCGACAAAGCAUUCAAGGCUACUCGAGCCAUCACAGGACAAUACCGGACUUCAUUAUGUUGCCGUCAACAGCUCGAACCUAAGCUCAGAGGUGGACACGAAGCUGACGGGACGGUCCAAUUUCAAGAGCUUCACUUUUCUAUAAAGUCAAGAUAUUUCGCCAUGGAAUUCCUCUUUUCACUCCUCAUCUCAUCCUCACCACAGUCUCUUCUUCGCGACUCCUUAUCUGGAGAACACAAUCUUUUCAGUCGCUUUUUGUCUAAUUCAUAA
This is a messenger RNA of Botrytis fragariae, 369 nucleotides long. RefSeq lists its product as uncharacterized. The coding region runs from base 1 to 369 and encodes 122 amino acids. The record is from RefSeq and is a predicted model, not a curated record. Lineage: Eukaryota; Fungi; Ascomycota; Leotiomycetes; Helotiales; Sclerotiniaceae. The transcript is spliced from 2 exons.